Messenger RNA from Lathyrus oleraceus (garden pea), 2255 nucleotides. Its product is annotated as zinc finger CCCH domain-containing protein 66. The record is from RefSeq and is a predicted model, not a curated record. Lineage: Eukaryota; Viridiplantae; Streptophyta; Magnoliopsida; Fabales; Fabaceae. The coding region runs from base 185 to 1960 and encodes 591 amino acids. Gene Ontology annotation, molecular function: metal ion binding; protein binding. The transcript is spliced from 2 exons.
ACCAAAAACACUCAAAUUUAUGAUUCCCCUUUAUGUAUUUCUCUAAUUCUCCUCGAUUUUCAGCUAAAAAUUUAAUCUUUUUUAAGGUAUUUCAAGUUACAAUGUUCUCACUUGGUUGCUAAGAAAACUCCUAAAGGAUUCUGUUUAAUAAUAGAGAGGAAGACAAAUAAUCUGUCAUAAAGUUAUGUGCAACGGUUCGAAUAGAAAGCCCUCUCAAACUGGUUUGAUUAGGGAUCAUGAAUAUGGAAGACCAGAAGAACUACAGCACGAGGUUUCUGAUUUGCUUCUGUUUUCAGCCACAGAUGAUUUAAUUGCUUUCAGAGAGGCUGUUGAAAAAGACGAUCACGAGGUCGAUGAAGUAGGGUUGUGGUAUGGAAGGAGGGUUGGCUCAAAGGAAAUGGGAUAUGAAGAGAGGACACCUCUUAUGGUUGCUUCCUUAUUUGGAAGCAAGGCUGUAUUGUCUUAUAUUCUUGAAACUGGUCGUGUCAAUGUUAACCAAGCAUGCGGAUCGGAUAGGGCUACUGCGCUUCAUUGUGCUGUUUCUGGUUGUUCUGCUGCUUCUGCUGAAGUUAUCAAGCUUUUGCUUGUUGCAUCUGCGGAUGUUGGUUCUGUUGACGCGAACGGUAACCGGUGCAGUGACUUGAUUGUCAUGAUGUCUAAUAGUAUCUCCGGUUCAAGGAAGACAAAACUACAAGCCAUACUAGAAGGUAUCGAUGAUGUUGAUGAUGACAAUGAAUUCCAAAAGGAGAAGCAGCAAGAAGAUAUCGGUACACCUCAAAUCGAGAAGAAAAAUUAUCCGAUUGAUCUACCAUUACCUGACAUAAAUAAUGGAAUAUAUAGUACAGAUGAAUUUAGGAUGUUUAUAUUCAAAGUGAAGCCUUGUUCAAGGGCUUAUUCUCAUGAUUGGACGGAGUGUCCCUUUGUUCAUCCAGGGGAAAACGCAAGGCGCCGUGAUCCGAUGUCAUAUCAAUACACCUGUGUCCCUUGUCCUGAGUUUCGGAAGGGAUCAUGCAGUAAAGGGGAUGCUUGUGAAUAUGCACAUGGUAUUUUUGAGUGCUGGCUUCAUCCUGCUCAAUACAGAACAAGACUUUGUAAGGAUGAGACCGAAUGCAACCGAAGAGUCUGCUUUUUUGCACACAAACCCGAGGAACUUCGCCCGUUGUAUGCUUCUACUGGUUCUGCUUUACCUUCAGCUACAUCAUAUUCAAAUUCACCUAGUGCUUCUUCAACGGAUUCUUUAACAUUGAACUCACCGUCCAGUUUCAUACAAUCCAUGUCGACACUGCCUUUGACUCCAUCUGCAGCGUCUUCUCCUGCAGGUGGAACCAUGUGGCCGUCUCAGUCUCAUGUUGCAGUCCCUACGCUUCAGAUGCCGAGAAGCAAAUUCAAAACUGCAUUGAAUGCUAGAGAUAAUACUAAGUUUCUCGAACUUGAAAAUCUCCUUAUGCAGAAGCUAAUGAUUGAAGAGAUGACAACAGGUCUUUCAUUCACUUCAAAUAGGCUUGCAGGUGUAAAUCCUGCUAACCUCAAAGACAUUCUCGGUUCUCAGAUACAAUCUCCAACAUCAACUCAUGUGCAUCCGAAUGUGACUCAGCAACUUUGGGGCUUUUCUUCUGAUCUUACCGAUUCAAAUGUGAUUGGAUCACCACAGAUCACUGUGCAUCCGUCUAUAAAUUUAAAAAAUGAUGCCUUGUCGAAGCGGAGCCAGAUCUUUAUCGAGCGCAGCAGCAUGGCGAGCUUUAGUUCUGAGCUUCCUUAUGCUACCUCGGUUGCUAUGGAGCCAUAUACUAACUUCUCUGGUUGGGGCUCCCCUGAUGGAAAAUUAGACUGGUCCAUCCGUGGCGAUGAACUGAAUAAAAUGAGAAAGUCUUAUUCUUUCGGCUUUGAGAACCAAAGUAGCAAUUCAACAAUGGUUGCAGAAAAUGCUGAUGAGCAAUGGAAUGAUGGGUUAAUUCACUAGUGAAGGAUGGCCCAAGCGCAUUGCCAUAGUCCAGAAGCAAUUGUGCAUGGAGCAUGAGCAGAUAGAUGGUGGUGUGAAUCUAAUGUUAACUCUUACAUUGGAUCCUAUAUGCAUCCCUACACUAUUAUACUUUUUUUAAUUUGAUAGAUAUAUUGAGUAUGUAUAGGUCACAUUUUCUUUAAAAAAAUGCAAAAUGUCUAUAAUACAGAAGUUGGACAGAAUGCAAGUAUUUGCAUAAGUACAAAGUUGUUAAUACUACUAGGGAAUAAGUAUAUUGUUCCAUUUUUCCUCUUAA